This is a messenger RNA of Diospyros lotus (date-plum), 1322 nucleotides long. Its product is annotated as cyclin-dependent kinase inhibitor 5-like. Gene Ontology annotation, molecular function: cyclin-dependent protein serine/threonine kinase inhibitor activity. The transcript is spliced from 3 exons. The record is from RefSeq and is a predicted model, not a curated record. Gene Ontology annotation, biological process: negative regulation of cyclin-dependent protein serine/threonine kinase activity. Gene Ontology annotation, cellular component: nucleus. Bases 160 to 912 code for a protein of 250 amino acids. Lineage: Eukaryota; Viridiplantae; Streptophyta; Magnoliopsida; Ericales; Ebenaceae.
GAUGAGAAAUUCCCAAUUCCCAAACUCUCUCUCUCCCCCUCUGAACUAGUAGUUUCGAACUCCAUAGAAAACUUGAGUUCAGUACUGUCGCAGAGUUUGAAGAAGAAGAAGAAGAAGAAGAAGAAGAAGUAGCGAGUGGAGAGAGAGAGAGAGAGAGAGAUGGGGAAGUACAUGAGGAAAGCUAAAGUGAGAGGAGACGUGGCGGUGACGGAAGCGGUCUCGCAGUCUCUCGGCGUUCGAACGAGGGCUAAAACCCUUGCUUUGCGGAGGCUUCAAUCGGCAAGGAAAGACGAUUCAUCAUCUUACCUUCAGCUUCGUAGUCGGAGGCUCGAGAAGCUUCCUCCGUCGCUGAACGGCCCGGAGAAGCAAAGCCAGCAGCAGGAGCGGCAACAAUCGAGAAUACCAGAGGUUUGCGCGGAAGACCCUAACCCUAGCUCCAGGAUGAGGCCCAGGCCGAUGAACUCAGGCUCUAUUGGCUCCGUCUCAGUUAGCCGUUCCAAGAUUGAACGAGUGCAAGGGGUUGCCGUUGAAUUUUCUGGUAGGGGAAGUGACGAGGGUGGAACAGAGGGUUGCAAUGAUUUGGGGAUGGAAUUUGAGCCUUCCUUUGGAGAGAAUAAUCUGGAGCUUGAUGCCAGAGAGAGGAGCACUAGGGAAAGCACGCCUUGUAGCUUGAUAAGGCAGUUGGAUGCAGUGGGUACCCCUGGUUCAACAACAAAGCAGACAGCUCAAACUGCGAUGAAUCAAAGAAUUCAAAAUUCCCUGCAAAGAAACGUCCCAACUAAUGAAUUGGAAGAUUUCUUUGCCCAAGCAGAGCGGCAGCAACAACUUCUGUUCACCGAGAAGUAUAACUUCGAUGUGGUGAAUGAUUUGCCCCUCCCGGGUCGUUACAAAUGGGUGAGAGUAAGCCAGUAAGCAAGUUCAUAACUUAACAUCAUCAAUGUUUAGCAGCUGAAUAUCUAAGCCCGAACAGCUGCAGAGGUGUGUAGUGUAAUGUAAUGAAUCUGUAAAUUCUGUACCAUACGCACAGCUAAUGCUGAUGAACUGCAAACUAACCAAGUGCUAGAGUGGGAAAUGCAAGUCCUAAUCCUCUGAUGGGGGGGGGGGGGGGGGGGUGUCUCAUUUGUGGGAUAAUAUAUCAAUCAAAUCAUCAGGAUUUCAAUGUUUUUCAUUGCCUGCAAGGUGUUUUAUGUUUUUGGGGUGCCCCCAUCCAUCUUUGUCUAUAUUGAUGAUGGUAAUUCAUUCCUCUGUUUGGGCCCCUGCAAUGCAGUUGCCUCCCCCUCCAUCAAUAAUAUGAAUGCAUAUAAGCUGCACUUCUAAUUAAA